AUGGGGAUUUCUGGCACGUGCCGGAUAAAAUCCACAAGCCGGCGCCGCGGGAAAAUUGGUUCCGUCUCUUCCACCGCAAAAGCAGAAGCACAAGCACAAGCACAAGCACCAAUGGCCGAGAGUGGUCAGUCACCAACUUUUCACCAACUUUUCGCCUGUGGUCUAUCCGCCUCUCGGGAAGCUUCCGAUAACAAGACCCUUCUAAAUCCCGCUUGUCAUCGGGAUGUGCGAUCAAAGAUCAAGGUCAACCCAGGCUUGCGACCCGAAGAGAGGCAGGCACUAUUUGCUCAGGUGCAGGGCUGA
This is a messenger RNA of Orbilia oligospora ATCC 24927, 303 nucleotides long. RefSeq lists its product as uncharacterized. The record is from RefSeq and is a predicted model, not a curated record. NCBI's taxonomy places the organism in Eukaryota, Fungi, Ascomycota, Orbiliomycetes, Orbiliales, Orbiliaceae. The transcript has 2 exons. Bases 1 to 303 code for a protein of 100 amino acids.